Nerophis lumbriciformis (worm pipefish) is the source of this 510-nucleotide messenger RNA. The record is from RefSeq and is a predicted model, not a curated record. Lineage: Eukaryota; Metazoa; Chordata; Actinopteri; Syngnathiformes; Syngnathidae.
AUGGAGGUGCUGGAGGAGUACUGCUCCCCGUUUGAUUUUGAGCGAGGCGUCGACACGAGCUACCUACACCUGGCGCCAGCCUUCUGUGAUACACCGCCUGGCUCUCCGGCGCCCCCUAGCCGAGGUAAAGGUCCAAACCAUCUGGACCCGGCGGCCGAAGUGGGUCAGGACGCGGCGCUGAUCAUCGGACCGCCGCCGCCAACUUCCGCCAUGACGGAGGAGGAACGACAGGAGCUGCAAGUGGAGUUGUUGAGGGUGGAAGACGAAAUCCAGACGCUGUCUCAGGUCCUUGCGGUGAAAGAGCGACAACUGGCCGACAUCAAGAGGAAGUUGGGGGUGACGCCGCUCAACGAGCUCAAGCAGAAUUUCACUAAAACCUGGCAGGAAGUCACUGCCUCCACGGCCUACAAGAGGACGUCGGAGACGCUUUCUCAAGCAGGAUCGGCGGCCACGGCGGCCUUCACCAACAUGAGCUCGGCCAUCAGCCGUAAGCUGGACGACGUCAGGUGA